Messenger RNA from Auxenochlorella protothecoides, 1011 nucleotides. RefSeq lists its product as hypothetical. Gene Ontology annotation, cellular component: membrane. The transcript is spliced from 3 exons. The record is from RefSeq and is a predicted model, not a curated record. Lineage: Eukaryota; Viridiplantae; Chlorophyta; Trebouxiophyceae; Chlorellales; Chlorellaceae. The coding region runs from base 1 to 1011 and encodes 336 amino acids. Gene Ontology annotation, molecular function: magnesium ion transmembrane transporter activity. Gene Ontology annotation, biological process: magnesium ion transport.
AUGCUGUGGCUCGCCAUCCUGAUAACGGUGGUGGCCUCCACCGCAUCCUCCAUUGGGAAGGCCCUGCAAAAACAGGCUACCCUGGGCCUGCCUCGGUUUUCCAGGGACCCCAAGGUCCUGCGCCAGUACCUGGCCUGCCCCACCUGGCUGGCCGGGGUCGCCACGGACGUCGCCGGGGGCGUCAUCCAGGUGGCCGCCUUCGCCCUGGCCCCUGUCUCCGUGGUCCAGCCCGUGUCGGGAGUGGGCCUGGUGGGGCUCAGCCUCUACUCCCACGCCGUGCUUGGGGAGCGCCUGUCCCGCUGGGACUGGGCGGCGGCGGCCCUGGCCGCGGCCGGCACCCUGGUGCUGGGGGCCACCUCUGGGGGCGAGGCGGGGGGCCCAGGCGCCGACGCCCCAUCCCCCCUGCGCAUGCUGGGCGUGCUGGGCGGCAUGGCCGCCAUGCUGGCGGUCAUGCUGGCCGCGCCCGCCCGCCAGGCCCAGGGCGCCAAGGGCCGCCGCGCCCGGCCCACCGGCGCGGCCCUGGGCCUGCAGGCCGGGGCAUGCUUCGGUCUGUCCGCGGGGGCUUGCAAGACGGGUGCGAGGGAUCAGGCGUGCCGCGGACGAGGAUUGUUUCUGUGUUUGGGAGGGGGGUUGUGGAGAUGGGCACGCCCUGAUAUUCGGUGCAGCCCAGCGUCAGUGGCCCCCCCGUGCCUGGCCCGGGUGGAUGCCCCACUCCCCCGCUUGUGGAACAAAGCUGAGCAGCCUCGUUGCAUGGCACCUCCACACCCCCCUCGAUCCCAGCACACACCGGGCCAGACCCUUGACGCGGGCAUCGGCUUCACGCUGGCGGCCGCCUGGGGACCGGCGGCUGCCGCGCUGGGGCUGGCCGCCUCGCUGGCGCUCUCCUCCACCGGCUUCGCGCUGCAGACCCUGGGCUUGAAGGACGGCGCGACGGUGGUGGUCUGCACCUCGGCCGCCGUGGGCGCCAUGCUCUCCGGCCUGGCAGCAGUGUUCACACCACAGACAGGGUGA